AUGAGAUUAAUUGGAGAUGGCGGCCAACCAGCAAAAUCUGGUCUUGAUAUUUCAAGGUCCUUGGUUAAGUAUCAUUUUAACUAUAAGAAAAUUGGAUUAUCCAAAUAUUUGUUGUUUUAUAAAAAUGGUGAGUGGUGGAAUUAUCCUGAAGAUGUUAAUGGCUUGGUUAAGAAAGAUUUUGAAAUAAAAAAAGGAAACUAUGGAGAACCCAAUAUCUUAGACGAACGGGAGGACGAGGAAAGUCAUGGAACAGAAGAGACAUAUGAACUUAAAUUACAUUUAUCAAUUCAUCUCAACGGGGCUGAUGAAUCCAAAUUGAGGGAGAAUAUUGGGGAGUCUAAUGCUUUAGCUACGGAUGUAGAUGAUCAUGAUCAUAAUCAUGAUACCACUAACAGUGGGAAAUGGAAACAUUGGCCAACUGCUAACCAAGACAUAUACAAAGAUUUAGAUGCUUGUAUUGAACCUGGAUAUGGAAUUUUGGAUGUGGAUUUUUUACAUAAAAUAUUUCUCACAGGAAUGACUACUUUCAAGGAUAAUGAAGGGGACACCGUUGAUAUUUACCGCAACUCAGACAUCUUAGUGCAAGUGUGA
This is a messenger RNA of Vicia faba (fava bean), 591 nucleotides long. NCBI's taxonomy places the organism in Eukaryota, Viridiplantae, Streptophyta, Magnoliopsida, Fabales, Fabaceae. The record is from the annotation of a GenBank genome assembly.